UUUCUUCCUAUAUAAACCCCGAAAGGCCAGCCCAUCAAAAAGCCAAAAAAGAUUCCUCAGCUCAGAGCUGGAGAAACAGCCAUGGAUGCAAAUGGGGUUGUUUCUUUUGCAGAGAAUUUGGUGUUCAAGUGGCAGAAGGAGGAAGCCUUCAACAAUGGCGGCUCUGCAGAUCGCAAUGGUUCAUUGGGUUUGAGCUCUGAUUUUGCACAAGAUGAAGAUCACACCAUUAAUGGUGAUAGUCUUGAUCAUCCCAGAAUUCCUGGUUGGUUUUCCGAGCACUGCCCACAAUGGCCAGGUCAAGCACACUUCUUAAAGGUAGACAAAGUUCUGUUUCAAGGAAAGUCUGAUUAUCAAUCCAUGUUGGUUUUUCAGUCAUCAGCAUAUGGAAAGGUAUUUGUGUUGGAUGGAGCACUCCAACUCACAGAGAAAGAUGAAUGUGCUUACCAAGAAAUGAUUACCCACCUUCCUCUUUGCUCUAUUCCAAACCCCAAAAAGGUUUUGGUGAUUGGGGGAGGAGAUGGUGGCAUCCUAAGGGAAAUUUCUAGGCAUUCUUCCAUUCAGCAAAUUGAUAUUUGUGAAAUUGACACCAUGCUUAUUGAUGUGUACAAGAAGUUUUUUCCAGAAAUUGCAGUUGGGUAUAAAGAUUCUAGAGUGAAUCUUCAUAUAACAGAUGGAGCUGCGUUUUUGAGUUGUGUUCCAGCAGGAACCUAUGACGCAAUCAUAGUGGAUGCAUUUGAUCCAAUAAAGCCAGAUGAUGAGAUUGUGAGAAGCAGGUUGUUUGAGAUGGUGGCCAAAGCACUUCGGGGUGGAGGAGUGCUUUGCAUUCAAGCAGAAAGCAUUUGGUUUCGUUCUCUUGACAUUGAAAAUUUGAUCUCAAAAUGCCACCAAGUCUUUAAAGGCUCAGUUCAAUACGCUUGGACCAUUGUUCCUGCUUAUCCCAGUGGGGUGAUUGGUUUUUUGCUUUGUUCAACACAAGGAGCUGAAGAAGUAGUGGACUUCAAGAAUCCAAUCAAUCCAAUUGACCCAAAUCAAAGUUUUGGAGUUGCAACAAAACCCUUGAAGUUUUACAACUCAGAGGUUCACUCAGCAGCAUUUUGCCUGCCAUCAUUUGCAAAGAAAGGGAAGGGGUAUUUGAGAAAGAGCUGAGAUUUGGUAGGAAAUUGGCAAAUUAAACUUAAAAAGUGGAAUUAGGAGAUCAGGGGAUAUGGAAACAAUAUUAUUUGGAUCAAUAUAUUUGGAGAUUUGUCCAGCAUCAAAUCUUUUUACUAUGUGGUUUCCCAUAUUGUGUUACUAGCUAAUAUAAAUGUCCUUUUGGGUUUGCCUUGAAGAUCUUCAAAAUCUUCAAAGGGUUUGCAUUUUUCCCUGGCUUAUUUUAGCUUCUCUCUGUCUCCCAAAGUUUGUUUCUAAGAUCCGAAUUUAAUACUUCAACGUAAGUGGCA
This is a messenger RNA of Momordica charantia (bitter melon), 1439 nucleotides long. RefSeq names its product spermidine synthase 2. Gene Ontology annotation, biological process: spermidine biosynthetic process. The record is from RefSeq and is a predicted model, not a curated record. Lineage: Eukaryota; Viridiplantae; Streptophyta; Magnoliopsida; Cucurbitales; Cucurbitaceae. Gene Ontology annotation, molecular function: spermidine synthase activity. Gene Ontology annotation, cellular component: cytosol.